GCAGCGCGUCACGUGUGGCCAGCUGAAAAGAAUGCUCGGCAAAUUUGCGUAUGAACUUUUAUUAUGGUACACUGUGCUACUAUCGCGUACCCGUAAGGUUUUUGUCAGCUGUUCCAGUGCAUGUACGCAAGGAGCGACUUCCAUAGUCCGCGGUCACGUAGUAAUAUAGGAAGUACAGUUUGUGAUAAUACUGGGAAUUUGGACGAUCCAAGCCUUCGUGCUCCGAGCGAGGGACCUCCGAGUCGGUGAAAUCCCGUGGAUGCAGCUGGGGGGUGGGGAAGAUUUGGGGAGGUGAUCCAGUACCCCCAGCCCGCUCUAGGAGAGUUCUUGAGGGACCGGCCGGUCGUGGACUUGAGGCGUGGGGAUCAGAAAAAAAGCAGCGUGAGCCAGCGUGAUCAGCGUGGGAUAAGUGGCGACAUCCAAACGGCAUGGCUUCAAGUGCAGAUGGAACGGAGGGCGAUUCGCCAGCGGGCGCAGCGGCAAGGGCCCCGGGCGCCAGGGCGUCGCCGACGGCCGAUGAGGGCAAGCUGUGCUGCGGUCGGUGCAAGUGGUUCGAUGUCUCCAAGGGCUAUGGCUUCAUCACGCCCGACGACAAGAGCGGAGAUGUGUUCGUGUACCAGUCGAGUAUAGACAUGGCCGGUUUCCGGAGCCUGGAUGUCAACGAAGAGGUGGAAUUUGUCUUUAAGAUCUCAGACAAAGGCAGAGAGGCGGAGUCGGUGACUGGCCCCGGGGGCGUGUGUUGUAAAGGAAGCAAGCGGAAAGGCAGAGGCAAUCGCAGAAAAGACGACAGAUGUUACAAUUGUAACGAGCACGGCCACCACGCCAAGAACUGCCCCGAGCCCCCCUUACCCAAACGCUGCCACCACUGUAAGUCCGAGGACCACCUGGUGGCGGACUGCCCCGACAAACCGGCUCAAAGCUCUCAGGGAAAUGGUGCCAAAUCCACCGAUAGCGGCCAGAGCGGCAGCGGCGACGCCGGCGGCGACGACGACGGCGACGCCGGCGGCAACGGCGACAGCACGGGUCAACCACAUACCUCAACAACAUCAGCGACAGCGACAACCUCAGAUAGCGGUGGUGGUGGUGGCGGUACAAGCUAGUAGAACAGCGCCCUCUUUUGGUAGGAUUGAGCGAUAAGUUUUUUUUAUGAAGAAAAAAACAAACAAACUCAGGUUGACUUUCAAAACGGUGCAUUUUUUCUUGUUGUGUUUUGUUUUAAAA
Patiria miniata (bat star) is the source of this 1221-nucleotide messenger RNA. RefSeq names its product protein lin-28 homolog A-like. The coding region runs from base 429 to 1100 and encodes 223 amino acids. The transcript has 4 exons. NCBI's taxonomy places the organism in Eukaryota, Metazoa, Echinodermata, Asteroidea, Valvatida, Asterinidae. Gene Ontology annotation, molecular function: zinc ion binding; nucleic acid binding. The record is from RefSeq and is a predicted model, not a curated record.